Messenger RNA from Mesocestoides corti, 357 nucleotides. The record is from the annotation of a GenBank genome assembly. NCBI's taxonomy places the organism in Eukaryota, Metazoa, Platyhelminthes, Cestoda, Cyclophyllidea, Mesocestoididae.
UUGAUUACGUUUUGCCCUGUUGAUUUGUCCAAUCAGCUGUCGUUAUAUCGAACUCAUGCAAGAAAUUAUUCGACCAAUCCAAGCACAACUUUCGAGAGGUUUAAUCAUCACCAUUAUCAUCCGUGUUCGUUUGUUUCCUCACGUUGUAUUCGAUCUCUGCACAUUGGUGGUAGUGGAUUUAGAGUGAAAUGCUGCUCUUUUGUCUUCCAGAUGAGUCAGUUUGGUCGUGGUGGCGGGACACUGUGCAUAAAUGAUGGCAGACUGUGGCGACUGUUCCACGAUCUGGUAGCCGAAGUUGAAGCCUGCCCGACAGUGGUGCCUUGGGCGAAAGUAUACCCUGCGCUGCCAUCUUGCUGA